This is a messenger RNA of Candida dubliniensis CD36, 2847 nucleotides long. It is a transcript of the gene GCA2, whose product is annotated as Gca2p. NCBI's taxonomy places the organism in Eukaryota, Fungi, Ascomycota, Pichiomycetes, Serinales, Debaryomycetaceae. The record is from RefSeq and is a predicted model, not a curated record. Gene Ontology annotation, biological process: carbohydrate metabolic process. The transcript has a single exon. Gene Ontology annotation, molecular function: carbohydrate binding; hydrolase activity, hydrolyzing O-glycosyl compounds. Bases 1 to 2847 code for a protein of 948 amino acids.
AUGAGAUUAUUAUCAAAGGUAUUUGUUGCUGCUUUGGGUCUCUCUUCAAUUGUCAGUGCUGCUCCAACAAGUAGUAGUAGUGCAGAAGACGCCCAAAAAACUGUUCCUACCGAACUCACUUUAGGUGUCAAACAAGUGCCUAAUAUUUUAAAUGAUACUGCUGUUGAUGCUAAUGCUGCUGCUAAAGGUUAUUCGUUGGUGAAUGUUACUUUAACUGGUAGAGGAUUGACUGGUAUUUUGAAACUUAAAGAAGCUACCAAUAUUUAUGGUUAUGAUUUUGAAUAUUUGAACUUGUCCGUUGAAUACCAAAGCGACAAGAGAUUGAACGUUCAUAUUGAACCUACUGAUUUAACUGAUGUUUUUGUUUUACCAGAAGAACUUGUUGUUAAACCAAAACUUGAAGGUGAUGCUAACACUUUUAAUUUUGAGAAUUCCGAUUUGGUUUUUGAAUAUGAUGAAGAAGAUUUUGGAUUUGAAGUUUUGAGAAGCUCGACUCGUGAAGUUUUGUUCUCCACUAAAGGUAAUCCAUUGGUUUUUUCUAAUCAAUUCAUUCAAUUCAAUACCACUUUGCCUAAAGGUCACUCAAUUACUGGGUUAGGUGAAUCCAUACAUGGAUCUUUGAACGAACCAGGUGUUGUCAAGACAUUAUUUGCCAAUGACGUUGGUGAUCCAAUUGAUGGUAACAUUUACGGUGUUCAUCCAGUAUACUACGAUCAAAGAUAUAACACAAACACAACCCAUGGUGUUUAUUGGAGAACUUCAGCUAUUCAAGAAGUUGUUGUUGGUGAGACUUCUCUUACUUGGCGUGCUCUUUCAGGUGUUAUUGAUCUUUAUUUCUUUAGCGGUCCAGAUCCAAAGGAUGUUAUCCAACAAUAUGUCUCUGAAAUUGGGUUACCAGCCAUGCAACCAUACUGGGCAUUAGGUUACCAUCAAUGUAGAUGGGGUUAUGACACUGUUGAAUCACUUGAAACUGUUGUUGAAAAUUUCAAAAAAUUUGAUAUUCCUUUGGAAACCAUUUGGUCAGAUAUAGAUUAUAUGGAUGGAUACAAAGAUUUCACCAACGAUCCACAUAGAUUCCCACUUGACAAAUACAGAAAAUUCUUGGAUGACAUUCACAACAAUAGUCAACAUUAUGUUCCUAUAUUUGAUGCUGCAAUUUAUGUUCCUAACCCAAACAAUGCAACUGAUAAUGAUUAUGAACCAUUCCACUUGGGUAAUGAAUCCGAUGUCUUUUUGAAAAAUCCUGAUGGAUCAUUAUACAUUGGUGCUGUUUGGCCAGGAUACACUGUAUUCCCAGACUUUUUGAAUAAUAACACUCAAGAAUAUUGGAACAAAUUGUUCAAAGAUUGGUAUGAAAGAAUUCCUUUUGAUGGUAUUUGGACAGAUAUGAAUGAAGUCAGUUCAUUCUGUGUUGGUUCCUGUGGUACUGACAGAUACUACGACAACCCUGUUCAUCCACCUUUUGCCGUUGGUAAUUCCCCAACUCAAUACCCAUUAGGAUUUGACAAAACCAAUUCAUCUGAAUGGAAAUCAAUUUCAAAAUCUAUUGCUGCUACAGCAACAACUGAUAAAUCAUCACCAACUUCUUCAUCUUCUUCUUCCAUCGAUUCCAAAAACACUUUGGCUUCAGGUAAAGGGAAUAUCAAUUAUCCACCUUAUGCCAUCAAUCAUGCUCAAGGUGAUCAUGAUCUUGCAACACAUGCUGUAUCUCCUAAUGCCACCCAUGCCGAUGGAACUGUUGAAUAUGAUAUUCAUAACCUUUAUGGAUUUUUACAAGAAAGAGCUAUCCGUGAAGCAUUAUUGGAAAUCAACCCUGACAAAAGACCAUUUAUUAUUGGACGUUCAUCAUUUGCUGGAUCAGGUCAAAACAUGGGUCAUUGGGGAGGUGAUAACUCAGCUGAUUACUACAUGAUGUACUUUUCUAUCCCUCAAGCCUUGUCAAUGGGUCUUGCUGGUAUUCCAUUCUUUGGUGUUGAUGCAUGUGGUUUCAAUGGUAAUACUGAUAUGGAAUUAUGUUCUAGAUGGAUGCAAUUAGCCUCAUUCUUCCCAUUCUACAGAAACCACAAUGUUUUGGGUGCUAUUCCACAAGAACCUUAUGUCUGGGAAGGUGUUAUGAAUGCAACCAAGACAUCCAUUAACGUCAGGUACUCUUUGUUGCCAUACUAUUACACUUUGUUGCACGAAUCACAUGUUACUGGUAUUCCAAUUAUGCGUGCUUUCAACUGGCAAUUCCCUUACAACAAAGAAUUGGCAGGUGUUGAUACUCAAUUUUUCGUUGGUGAUGCAUUGUUGGUUACACCAGUAUUGGAACCAGGUGUCAACCAUACUAAAGGUGUUUUCCCAGGUGAAAAUGCUGUGUACUACGAUUUCUACACUCACAAGAAACAAGAGUUUACUGUUGGUAAGAAUGAAACUUUGAAUGCUCCUUUGGGUCACAUUCCAUUACACAUCAAAGGUGGAAACAUCAUUCCAACUCAAGAACCAGGUUACACCACCACUGAAUCAAGAAAGAAUCCAUUUGGAUUAUUGGUUGCCUUGGAUGCUGAUGGUGCAGCUUCUGGUAAAUUGUAUCUCGAUGACGGUGAAUCCGUAGAUGUUGAAGAAGCAUUGUACGUUGACUUUGUUGCAUCCAAGAACAAAUUGGUUGCUUCUGUUUUUGGUGAAUAUGAAGCUUCCCAACCUUUAGCCAAUGUUACAAUUUUGGGUGUUGAUGCUGAACCUAAGAAGGUUUCGUUUAACAACGAAACUAUAACCCACAAGUACGAAAAUGGUGCUGUACACCUUACUGAUUUGGAAAAAUUCACCAAAAACGGUGCCUUUGCCAAUGAAUUUACCAUCCAAUGGUAA